AUGGCGCCUAGGAUAGGUCGUGGACCAGACACCCCGGAGUCCCCGGGACAUUGUGCGCGCGCGGGACAGGAAGUUCCUCCCUUCUCCAGAGCGCCGUCGACCCCACGCCACGCAGAGGUGAAGAUACGCAGGACGUCCUCUAAAGCAACUUCCGUGGGUGCCAGGUUAUGGGCUGGGGGCGGUGCUGACCUUGAGAGCGCGGAGGAGGCGCAGGCGCAGCACAGGUACGUCGGCGGGCGGAGCGCAGUGGCUGCGCUUGCGAGGACCCUGAGGUGGCAAUUGAAGUCGGAAGAACAUCUACCAAGAGCAGAGAAACCAGGAAGAAAAUUCUGCCUGUUUAAUACGUUCCAAUAUGGACGUUUUCCAUAUAGGUAUCUGUCUGUAUCUGUGAUCUAUAUCUAUGAUAUAGACAGAUAUGUAUCGAUAUAUCGGGGUUCUCAGCCAUCCAAAAGAAGCAUGCACAGGGCCAGUUGCUUUAUGUCAGGAAAGGGGAUACAGACUGAAUGUAUGAGGGGUUUUCUUUUUCUAUCUGAUAUAUAUCUAUAUCAGAUGCAAAUAAGUGAAACUCUCAUACACCUUUUAAUUUUGUGUUUUUCCCAAACUCUAUUCCAGUCAACUUUUUCUGCCUUUUUAUUUGAUUAUAAUGAGACGUCGUCCUGGAGGCAGGCUUGAAAUGGAUAUACAGAGCACUUUCAACCCAGAAAUUUGUCUCACGACUUGGGGAUCCUUACUUAAAUUGUAGCUGUUAGUAAUUUCAUCCAUGAAUUCACUUUGUGCCAUAGUGUGACGUUUUUUAUAAAGUUGGAAUUGGGAAGGGAAACUAGGAAGUUUUGAGGGAAGUUAAGAAGGUUGAGUAGGCAGGUGUAUAGAUACUAAAUUUCACCCUCCUUAUCAGAGUACCUGGAGGGUAUGGUAUCCAAGCUGUAUAUGACCCAAAGGAAUCGGAGUUCUCAGCCAUCCAAAAGAAGCAUGCACAGGGUCAGUUGCUUUAUGUCAGGAAAGGGACACAGACUGAGUGUAUGAGGGUUUUGUUGUUGUUUAAAUUUGGCUUUGUGGGGGGACGAACAGCGUGACAAUUAAAGAAGAUCUAGGAAUCGUAAGUACUGACAGAAUAGCUGGAGGGGAGGUGAGACUGGAGAAUAGUUUGUGAAACAGAUCCUGCUGAGGAUGAAUCCAGAACUUCCUGAAGGGUUCCGCUUCUGCUGUGUAGGGACAGGGUUGUAAAUAGACAAGCCACAGGGCACUUGCAACUGGUAAGUGUGGUAGAGAGGGGCUGGAAUUGUCUGUUGGUGUAUCUGUGGGAAGUAGCUGCUAUCCAUGAGGAAGAAAAGAUGGAGAAGGUAAGUGGCUAUCAACCUGUCAGAAACAACACAUUCUGUGAAAUUGUAUUCUUUCAUUUCUGACACUGUGGUUCUUAAUAUCUGUCCUAAACCUGGCAGUCAUUGAAGUUCACAAAGUAUCUUCUAUGUGACAGUAAAACUGGGAUUACUAUCAGAAUGGAAUCCAUUCCUGCCAGAGUAAAACCAUAAAAAGAAAUCGUAGUUUUGAUUAUCUGCUUAUCAUUUUUAAUAGAUCAUGGAGUUCAAUGUUCCUUAUUUAAUCAAGUUGAUAAAUAACUUGAUUACUAUCCUUUAAUGUUCUAUUUCACACAGUUCUCUCAAUUACAUGUGAAAAAUCUGUAAUAUAAGUAAUGCUAUUUAAUGAUUAAAAUGGAUAUAUGUUUUAAGGAAGUGCCACCCAGUCUUUUUUAUUUUGUAGAAUAAUAAUAUUAUCUGUUGGUUGCCUGCCUUGAAGUAAAAUAAUUUUCCUGUUUCCAUUAUUUAAAAUAGGUGGGUGUCUUUGACGAAGAUAUAAAGAAAGGGCACGGUUAUGAAAGGGAAGAAAAGAUAGAUGAUAGAGAUGAAAAGAAAUUCAGUAGUUUCAGCAAGGGAAUUAGGAGCAUAAUCUUUGAGAAAAGUCUUGGUUGCUUACCAUUCGGGCUUUGUGAUGAGUUGAAAUAUCCUGAGUGAGAACUGUUCUCAAAUGCUUUCAAGACCAACAAAAAGUUAUGAUACCCACACUGACCUGGAACUCUUUCAACCAUUAAGAUAUAUCACUUUUUCAUAGUUCAGUCCAUAUUUUUUGCAACAUGUUCUGAUUAGUUUUUCUGCUAAGAAAUUUCUGCUGUUUCUGAAGAAGUAUAAGUGUCGUAUGCUUUCAUUGUAAUUUUUUUUUCCCUAAUGUAUACUGUUCUCCUAAUUAGACUAUAAAUUCCUCCAAGGCUGGGACCUUGUUUUGUUUUCCCGCCUUCCCCUUAAGAAAUAUCAUUUAAGUGAAUGUUGUAAAAGUUACUUCAUUUAAAUUGCCCUUAAAAUGCUUUA
Messenger RNA from Macaca mulatta (Rhesus monkey), 2360 nucleotides. Lineage: Eukaryota; Metazoa; Chordata; Mammalia; Primates; Cercopithecidae. The record is from RefSeq and is a predicted model, not a curated record.